Molecule: messenger RNA, 2278 nt
Organism: Malania oleifera
Lineage: Eukaryota; Viridiplantae; Streptophyta; Magnoliopsida; Santalales; Ximeniaceae
Product: cell division protein FtsZ homolog 2-1, chloroplastic
Exons: 8
Coding region: 525-1961 (478 amino acids)
Biological process (GO): chloroplast fission
Cellular component (GO): chloroplast; cytoplasm
Molecular function (GO): GTP binding; GTPase activity
Source: RefSeq, a predicted model, not a curated record
AAUUCAGUGCUCAAGAGGUGUUCGACCCGAAACGCAUGACCUGUAGAGUGAGAGGAGGCCCCGCUUUGAAGGGCCAUUUGUUUGGGAAAUGGUUCAAAGCUAUUCCCAGCACAUAAAACCCUGGUUCGAUAAGGGGGCCAAGGCUUUCGCCAUUGUUUGUGUCAACUGUUCCUUCCAAUGGGAGCCCACGUCUGUCCUUGCGCUUCUUUCCCCUCUAAAUUGUGACCUUCACUCCUCUUCUUUAGAUUUUCUUGCUUGGAGUUUCUCGUUUUAUGAUUUAUCUCUCUCCAGAAAACCCAGAAGGUAAGAAGCAGAGGGCAAGCGUCGAAGGCCGAGUAAAAGGAAAAAACCCCAUUUCCGCCCUCUUCCCAAUGCUGCUUCUCUUUUGUUCUGCUCUACACGUCUCUGAGGAAUUGGGAAAAAGAUUUGCUGUAGAAUCGGGAGAUUAAUUGCUUGGGACUCUGAUUUCUUGACAAUUAUUUGAGCAGCCUUAACUUCUGUGAUUUGGGAAUUACCAUUUUGAAAUGGCGACUUGUCUGUCGCCGUGUUUUAGACCUCCUGAUACUCGAAAUCCAGUUGGGAUGCUAUCUGUUUUUAGAGGGAGAGUUCAUUCUGUGAAGACGAUUGAUGAUAAAACUGGGUUUUGGGUUGUCACUGAAAAGACUGCAUUGUGUUCAUCUCGUUUUCAAUGUUCAUCCAACUCCCAUAGUGUCGGUCACUAUCAGAGUAAAGACCCUUUUCUCGAUCUACACCCUGAAAUAUCUAUGCUUCGAGGAGAGGGGAACACCACGGUAAACAAUCCCAGAAAGGAUAGUUCAGGUGGAAGUGUAACUGAGAAUUUGAAAGACUCCUUCAGUCCGAGUAAUUAUAAUGAAGCGAAGAUCAAAGUUGUUGGUGUUGGAGGCGGUGGGUCAAAUGCGGUCAAUCGAAUGAUAGAAAGUUCUAUGAAGGGUGUUGAGUUUUGGAUUGUCAACACAGAUGUUCAAGCCAUGAGAAUGUCGCCUGUAUUUCCGGAGCAGCGCUUACAAAUUGGUCAGGAGUUGACUAGAGGUCUUGGCGCUGGUGGAAACCCAGAUAUUGGCAUGAAUGCUGCCAAAGAAAGCAAAGAAGCAAUAGAAGAGGCAGUUUAUGGUGCAGACAUGGUCUUUGUUACGGCUGGAAUGGGUGGUGGAACUGGCACUGGUGGGGCUCCUAUAAUUGCAGGGAUUGCAAAGUCUAUGGGUAUCUUGACUGUUGGGAUUGUCACAACACCUUUUUCUUUUGAGGGACGUAAAAGAGCAGUUCAGGCUCAGGAAGGAAUUGCAGCCUUGAGAGACAAUGUUGACACAUUGAUUGCCAUUCCAAAUGACAAACUAUUGACUGCAGUUUCCCAAUCUACCCCAGUGACAGAAGCAUUUAACCUGGCAGAUGAUAUUCUUCGACAAGGUGUUCGUGGUAUAUCUGAUAUAAUUACGAUUCCAGGGCUAGUUAAUGUGGAUUUUGCUGAUGUGCGGGCUAUCAUGGCCAAUGCUGGUUCCUCAUUGAUGGGGAUAGGAACUGCUACCGGGAAGACCAGAGCAAGAGAUGCUGCACUAAAUGCCAUCCAAUCACCUUUACUUGACAUUGGCAUAGAGAGGGCAACUGGAAUUGUCUGGAACAUUACUGGUGGAAGUGAUUUGACCUUAUAUGAGGUAAAUGCUGCAGCUGAGGUUAUAUAUGACCUUGUUGAUCCAAGUGCCAACUUAAUAUUUGGAGCGGUGAUAGAUCAGUCACUAAGUGGCCAAGUCAGUAUUACCCUAAUUGCUACUGGAUUCAAACGCCAAGAAGAAGGUGAAGGGAGACCUCUCCAGCAGGUCGGUCAGCUGGCACAGGGUGAUGUAGGCUUUGGAAUCAAUCGACGACCUUCUUUCAGCGAAGGCAGUUCAGUGGAGAUUCCCGAGUUCCUGAAGAAGAAAGGGCGGUCACGCUAUCCGAGGGCUUGAACCAUUUCCCACUCCAUUGUAUACUUUCCCCAUUCUCAAGUUACACCUGAGAUUUGAGAGUGAAUCAAAGCUCCUUGCCAAUGUCAUCUCAUUCCCAUUGUCAGUGGUUUCCCACUCCCUGCGACAUGCACAGCAGAAACCACUUCUUAAAAUAGUUUUAUGGGUUUGUAUAUUGCUAUCAAAGCCUGUUAUAUUCCUUCCCUAAAUGUUCCAAUAAUUCCCAUGAAUUACAGAGGAAGUAAAAGCUUUUGUGUAACAACAUGCUGGACUUCCUCAGUAGCUUUUAAAUAAUAAUGAAAAUUAAAUCUAUUCAACAA